Messenger RNA from Osmerus eperlanus (European smelt), 3369 nucleotides. Its product is annotated as 5-hydroxytryptamine receptor 3A-like. Gene Ontology annotation, molecular function: serotonin-gated monoatomic cation channel activity; acetylcholine-gated monoatomic cation-selective channel activity. The transcript has 8 exons. Bases 120 to 1724 code for a protein of 534 amino acids. The record is from RefSeq and is a predicted model, not a curated record. Gene Ontology annotation, biological process: chemical synaptic transmission; nervous system process; monoatomic ion transmembrane transport. NCBI's taxonomy places the organism in Eukaryota, Metazoa, Chordata, Actinopteri, Osmeriformes, Osmeridae. Gene Ontology annotation, cellular component: neuron projection; plasma membrane; synapse.
UGUUGUGGUAAAGAACACAUUUGUAGAAUCAAAUGUGUUUAUUUUAUCUUCUGCAUAUUGUGUCAAGAAUAGAUGGGACAAAACAUGAAUUAUUGAACUGGUUAUGAUCUGCCACAGUAAUGCAAUUUUCUUCUAUCUGUUCAAAUUAUGACGUACUACUCCAUAUGACAAUUAUAAGUUAUUCACUCAUAGGAAAUUGUAUUUAUAUAUAUUUAUUUAAGUUAAGUUUCACUGGACGACUCAUGCAGUACUUCUAUCCAUCCAUCCACUUUCAAAUGUCUUCCUAUUUCAUCUGCGUCCCACUCUUGUAUUAUUUGACCUUCUCCCAUCUCUCAACAGUGUACCACUGUCACUCUGUGCUGACCUGUAAGGAGGGUCACAGUGGUCCCACGCAUGAGUCAAUCCAGACUGUGCUGGACCGCAAGUCCUUCAGACCGGCAGUCAACCUCAGCAACCCCACUAUAACCAACAUCUCCUUCACUCUCUAUGCUGUGCUGGGGGUGAAUGAAAAGACCCAGAUUCUCACCACCUUCCUCUGGGUGAGACUGGCUUGGAUGAAUGAAUAUCUGGUGUGGGAUCCUGUGGCUUGUGAUGGCAUCACCAGGAUAUCAUUACCCGCCAGGGAGCUAUGGAGCCCUGACAUCAUUGUCUUUGAGUUUGUGGAUGACGACGUGUCCCAGGAGUGUCCCUAUGUGUACGUCAACCACACGGGUCACAUCCGCUGGGACAGGAUGUUGCGGCUCGUCAGUGCCUGCAACCUGAAGAUCUUCAGCUUUCCCUUUGACAUCCAGAACUGCUCCUUCACAUUCGGCUCCUACAUGCACACCACCCAGGAUGUGAAGUUGAGUGCAGCCUUGACAUUUGAGGAGAUGUCGGGGAACUCCAAGCGCUAUCUGGAGGCCAGCGGGGAGUGGGAGCUGGUCACCAUCGUAGGGGACACUUCAAUCCUUAAAUUUGGCAUAGACGAGUGGGACAUCAUCACCUUCUGGGUGGUCAUCAAGCGGAGUCCGUUGCUGUACGUGGUCAACCUCCUGAUCCCCAGCUCCUUCCUCAUGCUCAUCGACAUCCUGUCGUUCUACCUGCCGCCUCACAGCGUCGACCGCGCCUCCUUCAAGAUGACCCUCAUCCUGGGCUACACCGUCUUCCUGCUCAUCAUGAACGACCUGCUCCCCAGCACAGCCAACGGCACACCGAUCUUAGGUAUCUAUUUCUCAGUGUGCCUGGCUCUGAUGGUCAUCAGCCUGAUGGAAACCGUCAUCAUCACCUACGUGCUCCACCACAACUCCCUGAAGUAUCGCGAGGUGCCCCGCUGGGUGCGUGUGGUCGUCCUCAAGCACAUCGCCCGCCUCAUCUGCUACCGUUGGCCGGAGCGAGACUCGCUUGCUUCCGGAACUCAGACGGACAAAGGAAACCGGUGUGAACCGGCCCAGGGGCCCUGGAUCAUCCAACCAUCAUCAGCGGCCCACUCCCCCUCUCACCACCCUGACAGCAAUAAGGGUCCUGUGGCGACAGUAGCGACUGUACCAGAGCUGAAGCAGAUCAGCAAGGACCUGAGCGCUCUGCGGGCCCAUCUGACGUCACUGCAGAAGGAAGGACAGCUGCUGGACCAGUGGUGCCACGUGGGCUACGUUCUGGACUUCCUGCUCUUCCGCAUCUACCUGUUCAUCAUUACCUGCUACGCUCUGGUCAUCAUCUGCAUGUGGUGCGUCUGGAUCAACCAGUGAAGGGCUGGAAAUGGUGUGUGUGCGUGUAUGAGGGGAAAGAUGGGGGAAAACGGCUGUGUAACAAGUGUGUAAGCCUGUAGUUUUAGCACUGUACAUGUAGUACAGACAGUAUACACGUAACCUACUCUUACAGUACAAUAUGUUCUCUCUCCUGCUUUUUGAAAGCUCUGUGGUGUGUGUGUGAGAGCCCUUUGCUAUUAUCGGCCUCGUUAUCCUUCCAGUUAAUUAGCACCUGACUUAGCCUGCUGCACCUGAGGUGACAAAACAGUAAAAUGGAACACGGUCAUUAAGACACUGUUCUGAGUGCUGCUGUGUCAUGUCUGUUUAUUAGCUGUUAGCUUGCUGCUAACUUACUACUAAACAUUUGCUCUGUCGAAUACAAUUCAAUAAAAAUAACCAACGGUUAACAGUCUGACCAGUCUUUUAUUGUCAUCAUAAUUAUAUAACAAUUUAACACAAUAGUAAUUUUUAUUGUAAUAUACAUUUUUUUCAGUAGUGCACUUCAACCUCCUCACACCUCCACAUAAAAAAGAAGUUAAUAACUAAUAAUAGUUCACUGGGCUGGGGAGGCCUUGAACAAGUCAAGUAAAGAAACUUAAUUCAGGACAAAAAUUUGAAUAAUCACAAUACAGUGUUUUUCUUUAAAGCAGCCUUGUUAAAAUCAAGUCUGUCACACAACUCCAGUCACUGAGACUGUUAACAGAUCCACAAAGAACAGAACGUAUUCCGUAUUCCAUGGUAUAACAUAUACCAUUGAGGUGUAUUGAGACUGAACCUCAGCUAAAACCGACUUCAGAACCAAAACUGAAAAAUGGCUGACACCUGUGUCAGGCGAACCCCAUUGGUAAAUAAAGCUAAGAUACCUCCCCAACCACAGACGAGUCAGUGCAAUCAAAUCAAAUAAAUCUAUAAAGAUGCUCUCGCAUGUCACAUACGCACACAAUGAGAAAAAGGGAAAUAUUAAGUGCCUUCUUAGGCUGGUGCAAAAUGCUUGCUAAGAAAUACAUUGACAGCAGUUGCAGAGGCCCGCACACACACACACACACACACACUCUCUCUCUCUCUCUCUCUCCAUUGCACACCCAUAAUAUUUUAAGUUCUCAAAACCUCACGUACAAACAAAAACAUUCCCUCAAACACAAACAAAGCAGCACAAAUAUGGCGCCUUCAUUGUCUAAUCUUAAAAUAUAUCAGCAACACUGCCUGAAAGUCUCCUAAUAAUGUCCAGUUAGAUAAACUCCUUUUCUCUUUGCAAAGUUCAGUAGCUGUAGCUCCACCACUAAAUACUGUACACCAGACCAAGAGGCAAGUAGGCCUAUCUAAAAUAGCAUAAAAUAGGAGAGAGCCUUAGAACACAUAGAUUCCUUAAAUACUUUGAAAUUAUUCUACAUGUUUAAAAUGGCAAAAUCUUGACUUGAAUGACAGGAUCAUGACAUAUUUGCACUUGGUUAGAGCAGCAACCCACACAAUCACCCUAUAUUUAAAGUUUAGGCCGAGAGACGUUUUUUUUUUUUUUUUGCGAAGCUAGUGUGGCCAAUCAAAUCCAUAACAAAGUCGUUCCCGGAAGCUGUACUUUUGGGGGAGAACGAGAGCAGUAGAAAGAUGGAGGGGGGGGGGGGGGGGGGGGGGGAAGAGGGAUGAGAAG